AUGUCCACACCUGUCCACACGGAUGGCUCGUACUUGGCCGAGUUCCUGCUGGAGAAAGGCUACGAGGUCCAUGGGAUUGUUCGGCGAUCCAGUUCGUUCAACACAGGCCGGAUUGAACAUCUGUAUAAGAACCCUCAGGCGCACAUCGAAGGAAACAUGAAGUUGCACUACGGUGACCUCACAGACAGCACCUGCCUCGUGAAGAUCAUCAACGAGGUCAGGCCCACGGAGAUCUACAACCUCGGGGCCCAGAGCCACGUCAAAAUUUCAUUUGACCUGGCUGAAUACACUGCAGAUGUGGAUGGCGUCGGCACUCUGCGGCUCCUGGAUGCAGUCAAGACCUGUGGCCUCAUCGACUCUGUGAAGUUCUACCAAGCCUCCACCAGUGAGCUUUAUGGGAAAGUGCAAGAAAUCCCGCAGAAGGAGACCACUCCUUUCUAUCCUCGGUCCCCUUACGGGGCAGCCAAGCUCUAUGCCUACUGGAUUGUGGUGAACUUCCGCGAGGCGUAUAACCUCUUUGCAGUGAACGGCAUUCUCUUCAAUCACGAGAGCCCCAGACGAGGAGCUAAUUUUGUUACUCGAAAAAUUAGCCGGUCAGUAGCUAAGAUUUACCUUGGACAACUGGAAUGUUUCAGUUUGGGAAAUCUGGAUGCCAAACGAGAUUGGGGCCAUGCCAAGGACUAUGUCGAGGCCAUGUGGCUGAUGUUGCAGAACGAAGAGCCAGAGGACUUUGUCAUAGCGACUGGGGAAGUCCACAGCGUCCGAGAAUUCGUGGAGAAGUCAUUUCUGCACAUUGGGAAAACCAUUGUGUGGGAAGGAAAGAAUGAAAAUGAAGUGGGCAGAUGCAAAGAGACCGGAAAAGUGCACGUGACUGUGGACCUCAAAUACUACCGACCAACUGAAGUGAUGCCGCACAUAAUUCUGUUGUGA
This is a messenger RNA of Condylura cristata (star-nosed mole), 930 nucleotides long. It is a transcript of the gene GMDS, whose product is annotated as GDP-mannose 4,6-dehydratase. The record is from RefSeq and is a predicted model, not a curated record. The transcript has 10 exons. Gene Ontology annotation, biological process: GDP-mannose metabolic process. NCBI's taxonomy places the organism in Eukaryota, Metazoa, Chordata, Mammalia, Eulipotyphla, Talpidae. Gene Ontology annotation, molecular function: GDP-mannose 4,6-dehydratase activity. Bases 1 to 930 code for a protein of 309 amino acids.